UGGAAGCGGUUGUGCGUCUGGCAAAGUUGCUCGGGUCAAAGUGAAUUCAAACAAUACCAAUCUGAAAGACAGUGAAAUUGCUAACAAGAACUUUUAACCGUUAACUUGCCUUUUGUUUUAAUUGUCCACGAAGAAUUUUACUGGCUGGUCAAGACGAGAUAAAAAGGGAGAUCGCGUUUAUAAUCGCAUUCAUAAAAUUAAAAACAGCAAUAAAAAAGACUUGAUUGAAGUGAGAAGUGCAUUCCUGUCUCGGCUGUGACUAAUCUUUUAAGCAAUAGCUUUGAGCAUAUGUAUGUGCUGUCGAGUUUGUGCUUGUGAGAUCGAGAUCACAAUGCAAAUUGCACGCUCUAAAAACAACAUUAAGAUGAUCGAGUGUGAAAUGAAGUUUAUUAUACAAAAUAAAUAAGAGAUAACAUUAUGUCGAUAGUGUGCACAUUGAAGCAGAAGCUGAGCAUUUUUAAAGAGGUUGAAACAACAAGCAAUAAUUUGUUUAUGCUUAAGAACAAUUACAACACCAACUGCGCGGAUAAACUAUACAAUAUUAUCAACAAUAACAUAAGCCACAACAACAAUAAUUCGAACUUGACUCGUUAUAUGCAGUGUACAACAAAUAACAAGAAACAGUUAAAGUACGAAGAAUUCGAGGAUAAGCCACUGGAGCAACAAAAUCCUUUUCUACACACACAACAAGAACACUCUUCGCGCGAGGUCUUUGGACCGCAAGAGCAAACAAAGAACAAGAACGAGCAAAUUACAACGGAGAAUACUAUGCCAGAGGUGCUAGGAGGCACUCCCACCCACAGUCAUAAUAAAGCAGCCGCAGUGGCGGCAUCAGUAUCUGUCUCCAUGAUGAACUCUGUACGCCUGACGACUAUCUCGCCCACGCUGUCGAUGAAUGGUAGCUCCAAUGAGGCCACAAAUCUGCAUCCGCUUUCUAUAUAUGGCUCUAUUAGCCCGCAAUCAAAUGACAGCGGCAUGUCCGAUGGCCACAACCAUGGUAUUGGAAAAUUCGCACCCGGAUCAUCGUAUUCAGAGAACCACGCACACAGCUUAAUGUCUAAACCUACCGGACAACUAGGAGCCGGGAGUGUUGCUGGUGGAUCGCAGUCAACCAUGACUGCCGCGCAGAAGGAAUUGUUCUCACAGCGCAAGCAGCGCGAGUUUACACCAGACAAUAAGAAGGACGAGAGCUACUGGGAUCGACGGCGGCGCAACAAUGAGGCAGCUAAGAGGAGUCGUGAGAAGCGGCGAUACAAUGACAUGGUGCUGGAACAGCGCGUCAUUGAGCUAACCAAGGAGAACCAUGUGCUCAAAGCACAGUUGGAUGCCAUUCGGGAUAAGUUCAACAUUUCGGGAGAAAACCUUGUGAGCGUAGAGAAAAUCCUCGCUUCCUUGCCCACCAGUGAGCAAGUGCUCAGCAACACCAAGCGUGCAAAAAUGAGCAGCAGCACCUCUUGUUCCUCCUCAACAUCCUCUUCGGGAUCUUCACCCGGCAAUAGUUCGCCAUCCGCCCAUUCUCUUGGCUGCUAUAGCAACAGCAUCCCUGCACCACACUCACCUACUAUCUACGGGCCGAUGGUCCCCACCAACUUAAAUAGCGCUCUCGUAAACGAGGGAUCAUUGUCAGUUCCCAGCAAGAGCGGCCACAUCGGUCAGCACAGCACAGUGACUCAGCUGCACUCACACACUCGUUCCCAAUCGAAUUCACAUUCCCAUCAGCAUACAUAUGAGGCACAAACGCAGCCACAACCACAACUCUCGCAGGACUCCAGCUCGUUGCCAAUGUCUUCAAUGGAUGUACGCAGUCAGAGUCACAAUCACAAUCAUCCACAACCACCCAGCCAUGCUAUUGCCAAUCUGCAGGUGCAAGUGCUUCAACAGGCACUCAAUCGUAAUGUACGCCCCGAGGAUCUGGAUAGUCUCCGGAAAGCGGUAGCCGUCGGUGCACUCUACAAUGCGGCAGCCAAUGUAGGUGCGUCACCUACACCCGGUUCGACGAUUUAUGCACCCAUCCCUGCUGCAUCAAGUGCGCCAACAAUUGGUUAUGUGGCUAUUAAUAAGGAACAGCUAGAAGUUUCUGGAUAUCUGCACAACCACCACGUCGAGGCUGCUGUAAGCAGCAGCGCCGUAGACGCAGUAAGCAGUUCCUCUGUUGUUAGUUCGGCCGCCGCUAGCGUACUUAAUCUGUCGAGGCGUACCUGUUCCCCCAGCUAUGAGCACAUUCUUUCGUCGACUACAUCGCUGACACAUCACUCUUCCGCCUCUUCAGCAAUAUCUUCGUGCGCCUCAUCCUCGGGUGCUGUUUCCGGCGAUGACGAGCAGGAGCACGAGGUCUCCGACGUAACUCGAGGAACACAUUUACUGCCCUUACAACGUAGCAGUCCGAUACAGGCUAGUGGCAGUGAUGCCAACAAUUGCUUGCCAUUAAAGCUGCGUCAUAAGUCGCAUCUGGGGGACAAGGAUGCGGCUGCAACAGCACUGCUUUCACUGCAGCACAUUAAGCAGGAGCCAAGCUGUAACCGCGCCUCGCCCCCAGUUUGGAAUGAUGGCGGUGACAAUUCGAGUGAUGAACGCGAUUCGGGCAUAUCAAUCACUAGUGCUGAGUGGACGGCACAGUUUCAGCGGAAACUUCUUGCUCCCAAAGAAAACUCUGGAUCCGUGGGGGCUAGCGUCGGUGUUGUGACUAAUGCUGAGCGUGAACAGAUGCUUAAGAGCCAGCUGGAGAGACUUGAAUCAGAGGUGGCCAGCAUCAAGAGCAUGAUGAUACUGGCUGAAUAGAGAGAGCGAGAGAGAGAGAGAGAGAGAGAAAAAGAGAGAGAGAGAGAGAGAGGGCAAGAAUGUCAGUUAUCCGUUAACAGGGUCUGAGUAAUAGUGUCGUAAUGGAGAGAGAGCGAAGAGACAGACAAAGAGUAGUUAAAAGGCAGAA
Drosophila busckii is the source of this 2926-nucleotide messenger RNA. RefSeq names its product A-agglutinin anchorage subunit (gene vri). The coding region runs from base 418 to 2778 and encodes 786 amino acids. Gene Ontology annotation, biological process: regulation of DNA-templated transcription; circadian rhythm. Lineage: Eukaryota; Metazoa; Arthropoda; Insecta; Diptera; Drosophilidae. Gene Ontology annotation, cellular component: nucleus. Gene Ontology annotation, molecular function: DNA binding; DNA-binding transcription factor activity. The transcript has 3 exons. The record is from RefSeq and is a predicted model, not a curated record.